Molecule: messenger RNA, 1185 nt
Organism: Pelodiscus sinensis (Chinese soft-shelled turtle)
Lineage: Eukaryota; Metazoa; Chordata; Testudines; Trionychidae
Source: RefSeq, a predicted model, not a curated record
UGUUCCCAGCAGAAUGUAACUGACUGUCUAUUCUGUUACAGAUCAAGCAUAUGAUGGCUUUCAUCGAGCAGGAAGCCAAUGAAAAGGCUGAAGAAAUAGAUGCCAAGGCAGAAGAAGAGUUCAACAUUGAGAAGGGUCGCUUGGUGCAGACGCAAAGACUGAAAAUCAUGGAAUAUUAUGAAAAGAAGGAAAAGCAAAUUGAACAGCAGAAGAAGAUUCAGAUGUCCAACCUGAUGAAUCAGGCAAGAUUGAAGGUCCUCAAGGCAAGAGAUGACCUUAUUGCAGAUUUGCUGCAUGAGGCCAAGCAGAGACUUGCCAAGGUGGUGAAGGACACUGCGAGGUACCAGGCACUGCUGGAUGGACUGAUUCUGCAGGGUUUCUACCAGCUCCUUGAGCCCCGACUGAUUGUUCGUUGCCGGAAACAGGAUCUCUCUCUCGUAAAGGCUGCUGUACAGAAGAGUAUCCCUGUCUACAAAGCUGCCACCAAAAAAGACGUUGAUGUUCAUGUUGAUCAGCAGACAUUCCUGCCAGAAGACAUUGCUGGAGGUGUUGAGAUCUACAACAGUGAUGGUAAAAUCAAGGUUUCCAAUACCCUGGAAAGCCGGCUGGAACUCCUAGCCCAGCAGAUGAUGCCAGAAAUCCGAGGGGCGCUCUUUGGUGCCAAUGCCAACAGGAAGUUUUUGGACUAAGCCUGAAGGAAAGUGGAGUCUCUUCCACUGCCAUAUUGAGGAGAGAUGCAGAAAAAGCAUCUGAUAAUUUAAAGCCUAGAAAUUUACCUUUUCAAUGCUAUAAUGUAUUGUCCAAUGUGUGUUCUUCAGUGGAAUGAUUUUGCAUACCUGCUGCGCUUUGCCUGACUUACCAAGUGGUUACAAUGCAUUGAUCAAAAUUAGGUGAAGACCAGCCCAUUGACAAGUGGAGAAUGGAUGCAGUUGGGUUCUUGACUUGUCCUGCAAUCCUAUGUUAUAGUCAUAUUUGUGAUUGUGAAGUACCAUUCUGUCCAUAGGAGCAACCUUCCACGUUAAGGGCUUCUCAGUGUUCUGUUAAACGAGAAGGCAUGCAACCCUUUCCCAGGCAGCAAGUGUAGCUUGUUACUUGGUCAGGCCCAGCAGAGUUUUCUGUUCUGUAUAUGUGAGUAAAGACUGAGCCUGUACUACUUAAUUUAUUAAAAAUAAAAAGUUAUGUGUA